AGGACUCAGUCCCUCCCCUAAGAAAGCUAUUGUUUAGUUCCCCGCAGCAGAGAAUGCAUCUGAUUCAAGGGUGCGAGUUAGAUGAGACGGCGUUGUUUGCAUUUAAACAUGCGAAACUAAACGGAUCGGAUAUACACGUUUGAUUUGCUGCAGAAACCGGCUCCUGUGUGGAUGUGUCAUUGGAAAAUGAUGGCGACAAAAAGGCCAUAUCGCUUCAGUGACCAUCUCUCGUUGGCUUUUAUUUUUUCCUUCCUGCUGAUUUUCGGAACGCAGUCGUUAGCUGAACUGAGGUAUUCUAUUCCAGAAGAGAUGAAAGAAGGAACUGCUGUUGGAAAUGUUGCCAAGGAUCUUGGAAUAGAAAAAACCUCUUUGGUUGAACGACGAUUUCGAGUUGUUUCGGGAUCUAAGGACGCUUUUUUCGAGGUAAACCCGGACAAUGGUGCCUUGCAGGUCCGUAAAAAGAUCGACAGAGAGGAGCUGUGUCAGGGUAGUGGUGCAUGCCUAAUAGAGCUGAAAAUCCUUGUUGAAAACCCAUUGGAAAUACAUUAUGUAGUUGUAGAAAUUACGGAUGUAAAUGAUCACCGUCCGAUUUUUUCUGAAAAUGUGCAGCAAUUUGAAAUAUUCGAACAUGCAUCUCCGGGAACUCGAUUUGAUCUGCACGCAGCCCGUGAUCCUGAUGCUGGAAUUAACUCAAUCCGCACAUAUACAAUAACACCAAAUGAACACUUUGAAAUAGAUGUUAGUCAAAGUGAUGAGGAGAAAAUACCAUUUCUAGUGCUGAAGAAAGCCUUAGACAGAGAACAAAAAAAUACACACUUGCUACUUGUCACAGCAGUUGAUGGAGGUAAACCUCCAAGAUCAGGAAAACUAAAUGUUUCCAUUAUUGUUCUUGAUAUUAAUGACAAUCGCCCGACAUUUAGUCAGGAUCCUUACCAAAUAGAAAUAUAUGAAAACGUUCCAGUAGGUACUAUUGUUUUAAAAGUGAAUGCAACAGAUCCAGAUGAAGGAAAUAAUGGAGAGGUAGAGUACAGCCUUAGCAAAACAUUAGCACGUAAAGUUUACGACAUAUUUGAAUUGGAUAGUUUAAGUGGACAAAUUAAAUUGAAAGGAGCUUUGGAUUUUGAAGAAUCGGAGAUUCACAAACUCGAUGUUCAGGCAUCAGACAAAGGAACGCCUCCAUUAACAAGCAGGUGUAAGGUCAUUAUAAAGAUAAAGGACGUAAAUGAUAAUCCACCUGAAAUAGAAGUCACAUCACUUUCAAAUACAGUGUCAGAAGAUUCAAAGCCUGGGACCAUUAUUUCACUUAUUAGUGUAACUGAUACAGACUCUGGUGUCAAUGGAAAAAUUAUAUCCAACAUAGAUUCAGACGUGCCUUUUGAAUUAAAGCCUUCUUACAAGGAAAACACAUACUCAGUUGUCACGAAAGGAUUUUUGGAUCGAGAGGAGGUGUCACAUUAUGAAAUAACAAUAAAAGCCACUGAUUGUGGUGAACCUCCUUUAUCUACUGUAAAAAUAUUAAAUAUUCAGAUAUCAGAUGUAAAUGACAACACUCCACAUUUUGAUCAAAACCCAUUACAGUUUUACAUGUCAGAAAAUAAUGUUGCUGGUAGCUCAAUUUUCUCUGUAAGAGCAAAAGAUAGUGAUGUCAAUGACAAUGCAGCUAUUUCAUAUCAUAUUGCUCGACAAAAUGAUGUAACAUCUUUCUUAAAUGUAAAUUCGGACAACGGUCAAAUUUCAGCGCUGAAAAGUUUUGACUUUGAGACACUGAAAACGUUCCAGUUCCAAGUUGUCGCCACAGAUUCUGGAACUCCGUCACUAAGCAGCAACGUCACAGUGAACGUGUUCAUUCUGGAUCAGAACGACAACGCUCCAGUCAUCCUGUAUCCAGUCAGCUCUAACGGUUCUGCUGAAGGUGUGGAGGAGAUUCCCCGCAAUGUGAACGCAGGACACUUGGUGACUAAAGUCAGAGCCUAUGACGCUGAUAUAGGAUAUAACGGCUGGUUACUGUUUUCACUGCAGGAAGUUACUGACCACAGUCUCUUUGCUUUGGACCGCUAUACAGGACAGAUCAGAACACUUCGCUCAUUCACAGAGACAGACGAGGCUGAGCAUAAACUGAUCAUACUGGUGAAAGACAAUGGCAACGUUUCUCUCUCAGCAACAGCUACUGUGCUUGUCAAACUUGUGGAGCCCAAAGAGGCUUUUGCUGCUUCUGAUGUUAAAAGUGCAACAAGAGAUGAGGAGGGGACUGAUGUGACUUUUUACCUCAUGAUAACUUUGGGAUCAGUUUCUGUACUUUUUAUCAUCAGUAUCAUCGUGCUGAUUGCAAUGCAGUGCUCCAAAUCCACAGAGUAUACUUCUAAAUAUCUACAAGAGACUAAUUAUGAUGGGACACUGUGUCACAGCAUCCAGUACAGAUCUGGAGACAAACGCUACAUGUUAGUGGGACCCAGAAUGAGUAUAGGAUCUACUAUAGUCCCGGGCAGCCAUGCCAACACACUAGUGCUCCCUGACAGGAGGAGGACAUCCACAGAGGUAAGAUGUUAA
Molecule: messenger RNA, 2547 nt
Organism: Centropristis striata (black sea bass)
Lineage: Eukaryota; Metazoa; Chordata; Actinopteri; Perciformes; Serranidae
Product: protocadherin alpha-3-like
Exons: 1
Coding region: 172-2547 (791 amino acids)
Biological process (GO): homophilic cell-cell adhesion
Cellular component (GO): plasma membrane
Molecular function (GO): calcium ion binding
Source: RefSeq, a predicted model, not a curated record